GAGGGACGACAUAGCAUGCAUAUCCGCCACCUCCCUCUUGUUCCUUGUCCCAUUCGUCCCUCACUCGCUGAAACCUAGCCGUGCGCCUUCCAUAUAUAAGAAAGCUUCUCACCCGGUACUUGCAUGGAUAUCCCCUCUCAUCCUCAACCGACCGGCAGCCAAAAAAAGAGACGGUGAAAAAGAUAUAUAAGAGCAAGUGAGUGGGCGAGAAAUUGGCAUAUGGCUCCAAAUCCAAGCCCAGCCUUUGCCUACACCGUCGUCUACGUCAAAGACGUCGCCAAAUCGGUGGCCUUCUACUCCAACGCCUUCGGCUACAGCGUCCGUCGCCUCGACGAGUCCCACAAAUGGGGCGAGUUGGAUAGCGGGCAGACGACGAUCGCCUUCACGCCGGUGCACCAGAGGGAGACCGAUGGCUUGACGGGAGAGGUCCAGACUCCGGCCGGGGGAUGGGAGAGGGGCCCCGUGGAAGUGUCCUUCGCUUAUGCCGACGUAGAUGCGGCCUACAGGAGGGCUGUGGAGAACGGAGCCAUUCCGGUGAACCCGCCCGAAGACAAAGUUUGGGGGCAGAAGGUCGGCUACGUUCGGGACAUCGACGGCAUCGUCGUGCGCCUGGGAAGCUUUGUGGUGGAGCCGCGUCCAUAAAUAACAUCUCUCAUUGAGCCCACCACCGCUUUAUAUUCCCUAAUAAUUACGUCAUGCAAAUAGAAUGUUAUGGAUUACCCAAAAAAAAAAAAAAAAGAAAUGUUAUGACCUUUGAGGUCACAACUAAUGGAGACUAACUGGCGUUCCAUUCACUAGUAAUUUGUGAGGAUAUUAAAUAAGCUUUGAGUACUAA
Messenger RNA from Elaeis guineensis (African oil palm), 835 nucleotides. RefSeq lists its product as uncharacterized. The record is from RefSeq and is a predicted model, not a curated record. NCBI's taxonomy places the organism in Eukaryota, Viridiplantae, Streptophyta, Magnoliopsida, Arecales, Arecaceae.